This is a messenger RNA of Penicillium daleae, 1317 nucleotides long. Its product is annotated as cell envelope integrity TolA family protein. The transcript has 2 exons. Bases 1 to 1317 code for a protein of 438 amino acids. The record is from RefSeq and is a predicted model, not a curated record. Lineage: Eukaryota; Fungi; Ascomycota; Eurotiomycetes; Eurotiales; Aspergillaceae.
AUGGAUUAUGAGAAAACUAUUCAACACAUUUCGAACCAACAGUCAGCCCCAGCGCCACUUGUCGGAGUAUUCAGGCGAUUCCUAUCUGUACAAGAAACGGCUCAAAUUAUUAAACAAUUCCAAUCAGAAAAUUGGAUCCCGGAUGGCCAAGUCCUCUGGAGUGGCAUGCUUCGCGAAAAGGCCCAAGAAUGGGCUGAUAGGCAUCGACUUCAAACGUUGACCACAGCAAUGGGGCCACUCAUGGAUGAAAAACACCCAGACUGUUUAAAAUUGAAAAAGAAUAACCGACAAUGGAGUAGAUAUGUUCAUGGUGCUUCCGCUAUAUUUGCUUGGCGGAUAGCUCAGGGCGAAAAGGUUAUACUGCUUUCACCUCCACCACCAAAGCGAUUUCAUCCGUCAGGUCUGUCCUAUUACCAACUCAUCGAAGAGCCCAUAAUCCGGGGCUUACUCAAUCAAAAUUCCGUUCAAAAAAUCAUUACAACCCAUCCUAUGAUUGAGGAAAGCGAAGAUGAAGAGUUUUAUUAUGAGCUCUGGCCAAAUGACAAAAGCGAGAAAUGGGUGGAACGAUUCGGAUCGAGACCCUACAACGUAAAAUGGAGACAAGUAGGACACAGCAACGAUAUAACGGAACUGAGAAGCUUAAUGACUUCCAGUGAAUGGCACGUCUUUUCGUCUGAGCAGUCCAAGCAUCUUGAAAAACAAAAGGCUGGGUUUAUCAAACCCACGUUUAGUAUUUUACUACUAUCAAUAUUUCUGCUUCUUCAGAACAAAUUAUCGAUACUCAUAUUAUUUGGUUUAUUAUAUUCGCUUUUCGACAAAAUAGGAGGGACAAAUAAUGCGACAAGUGGAGAGAAAAGAAUCAUUCAAACAGCUGAGUCUACUUCAAAUGUGAUCCCAUUUAAAGACAUCAACACUGAACAGGACACUUUUAAGAGGCUCGGGGAUGAAAUAAAAGCAAAAAGAAAAGCCAUCGAUAAGGCACAUCAGAAGGCCAUAAAGAAACUAAAGAAUGAAGCAAAAGCAAAAAGAAAAGCUUGCAAUAAGGCACAGAAGGAGGCGGCAAGGAAACUCAAGGAUGAAGCCAAAGCAGAAAAAAAAGCCUGCAAUAAGGCAGAGAGGAAGGCUGUAAAGAAGCUCAAAAAUGAGGAGAAAGCAAAACGAAAAACCCUCGAGAAAUCACAGAAAGAGGCCGCAAAAAGGCUAAGGAAUGAAGAGAAAGCGAAAAGAAAAGCCCUGGUCAAGGCAUACCAAAAUACCAUGAAAAAAAUCAAGGAUGAGGAAACAGAAGAGCUUUCAAGGCACAGCAGGAGGGUGUAA